Messenger RNA from Pteronotus mesoamericanus, 2518 nucleotides. It is a transcript of the gene CUNH2orf68, whose product is annotated as chromosome unknown C2orf68 homolog. Bases 718 to 1218 code for a protein of 166 amino acids. The transcript is spliced from 5 exons. The record is from RefSeq and is a predicted model, not a curated record. NCBI's taxonomy places the organism in Eukaryota, Metazoa, Chordata, Mammalia, Chiroptera, Mormoopidae.
GAGGCCUACUGCCAUCUUACCCGAAAUUUCUAGUUUAAAGUGGAUGGAACUUUUUACUGGCUGCGAAUUUCUGGAUGAAAGAAGCUGCUGUUGGGCCCCAGAUUUCUUCAAGAUACAGUGUGCCUCCAAACCAAAAUUAGGGGCGUCUCCGCGCUUCGAAGACCGACGCCCCUGCACGGGAGAACUAGGCGACAUCCCUAAAUCAUCCCCUGCCUGCAGCAACCCUGAGUCUCUAAUUCCACAUUUAGAGGGUUAGUCUUGUUAUCACACGAUAGUGCAAACGUGAGACAGAGGAGACUUAGAGUGACGCUAAUAAAGCUGAGGCUUUAGGGCCAGUGACUUUCACGACGCGGAAGUUUUUUUAUACAGCUCUACUGAGGUGUUUUUACAGACAAUAAACCACACGUUUGAAGUGUGCAAUUGUCUCAAAACUGCCGGAUGGAUGUAUACACUGAAACCAACACCGCGAUCAAGAUAAUCUACCCACCAGCCCCAAAACUGUCUGCUUUGUCACUACAGGUAAUGUCACGCAGAAGAUAUACGCGCGUUCACCACCCACCCACGCUAGAAACUCCGCGCGUGGUGCCGCUCGGCCCCGCGGCCCUUCCGGGCGGAAGAUCGCGGCGCUAGGCCGGAAGGCGAGCGAGGAGCAGUGCCGAGCUCUCCAGAGGGAGGGCGGCCGUUGGGGUUGUGGCUGGUUUGCGCGCAGCGCUCCAGAUGGAAGCGGCACCGAAUCCAGGGCCAGGUCUCUGCUGCAAGCCUGGCGGGCGGCUGGACAUGAGCCACGGCUUCGUGCACCACAUCCGGCGGAAUCAGCUCGCCCGGGACGACUACGACAAGAAGGUGAAGCAGGCGGCCAAGGAGAAGGUGAGGAGGCGGCACACGCCCGCUCCCACGAGGCCCCGCAAGCCAGACCUGCAAGUGUACCUGCCGCGACACCGAGAUGGCUCUACCCACCCAAGGAACCCAGACUGUGAAGAGUCCGGUGAAAGCAGCAGUAGUGGAGGCUCGGAGCCAGAGCCUUCUGGCCACCAGCUCUUCUGCUUAGAAUAUGAGGCGGACAGCGGAGAGGUCACAUCAGUUAUCGUGUAUCAGGACGAUGAUCCAGGAAGGGUGAGUGAGGAGGUGUCAGCACACACGCCUCUGGAUCCACCCAUGCGAGAGGCCCUCAAGUUGCGCAUCAAGGAGGAGAUUGCAAAGCGCCAGAGCCGACACUGACCAGGCUGAAGGCAUUCCCUCCAGGCUGGAGUCACUGCCCAGGGAGUUCACCCCUAGUUUGGGGAUACGAGGACCAGUCUGGGCUGAUCUUGAGACAUGCACACACACACACACACCUCCCAGAGCUGCUAGAAAAGGAUGUUGCAGGAACUGUGCCUGACCAGCUCCCUUGUAGCCAGUCUUUCUUCUAUCUCAGCCCAUUUGACCAGCCUGCUUUGGGAUUUUUGAGAAUUUUGUUUGGCUAGCUUGGUGUUCUAAGAGCAGAGACUCUCAGGAGAGCCAAGGUUUAUGAAGCCUUACGCCAACGUGCUACUUUCUCGCUGAGUUCAUACGCCCUGGGACACCUGACUACUGCUGCUCCACCCAGCUCCAUGAGCCAUGUUUGUUAUUUUAUGAUUCCUUUCUACUGUGCUUCUGCUCACUUUCAUUCAUGCUUUUCUAGAUCUUUUUGUUCUUCACCUCUGUUUCUUUGUUCUUUCCUUCAUUCUUUUGUCUCAGAGUCCAUCAGUUCCACCCUGCCUCGCAAUGUGACUGUGCGCCUCCAGCUGCUCAGGACUUAGGAGGUGUGGGGUCCGCGGGGGUAUAUCUUUCUGACAAGCUCUUCCAGUAAUCCUGAUAUUAAUACAGAGAGAGGUGUUCAUUUUUGAGGCUGACUUGCAAGCAUGUCUCCCUCUCCUUCCAUGGCUUUUUCGAGUUUCUGUGAGGCCUGCAUUGCUUUGCACUGUGUAGAUAAGGAGACUUCAGAAGAUGAUGCCAAAACUAAAUUUGAAGACUUUCUUACAGCAAAACUUGCCUUGGUUAGGACUAUAGAAUUCUAACUUUCAACCUCAUCCCUAAAGGGGAAUUAUUAAAACAUUCUUGAAACUGCCUCUCCAUAUGUGAUUUAACAGUCUUGAACUGUUAAAGAGAAAUUCAGCAGCAAUAAUUGCCUGUUUGGAACCAUAGUUGUAAAGAUACAAAAAAGGCACAAUGCCCCAAAGGAAGUAAAAUGAACAUCUCUCAUCCCUGCUGCAUUCUCUUUCUUUUCCUGUCUCCCAAAAGUAUAUAAUUUCCCAACAAAUCCUUAGAAUAAAGAUCCCAGGAAUAUCAGUGCUUUGCCCUAAGUGAACAUUUUUCCUAAUGCAGGGUUAAGCUAAAGUCUGAGAAAUCCACAAGGCUUCCAUUCUGUUGAAGCCACUUCAGUUUCCCAGCACAUUAGCCUAACCUCAGUGACUUGAAAUUUCAGGGUUACGUGAGCCCAUGAGCACUGAGACUUCCUGAAACCAAAGUCCCCCUGCCUCAGGGGUUUCUCCACAUCAGG